Molecule: messenger RNA, 3210 nt
Organism: Lachancea dasiensis
Lineage: Eukaryota; Fungi; Ascomycota; Saccharomycetes; Saccharomycetales; Saccharomycetaceae
Source: the annotation of a GenBank genome assembly
AUGGAUGAGAAGCGCGAUUCAAUUAUCGCUCUGGCCCUUAAUUGCUCCAAGCGACGUCUUCCUGCUACUCAGUUUCUCAACUUCUACAAUGAAUUGGUGAACGAUCAAUUUGGGAACUUCCUAACAAGUUCAGAGGAUGUACAAACCCAUGAAAACAAUAUCGAUGUGUAUGAAGAACUUUCUACCUGCCUGCUUCAAAUCCUGGAAUCUGGUGUUAAUAUUUUGUCCGCCGAUUAUGUUACCGAGGUCAUUUUCAUCAACUAUAAUAGCCAACUUGUGCAGCGAUUUCUUCCACAACUCCAUAAGGUUCAAAACUCGUCGCACCUUGCUCUCCUUUUCGCAAAAGCUAGUGCUUUUUUUCUGAAUUUGGACGACAAAUUGGUCGUGGAUCAAAUCUGCGCAGAUCUCGCGACCCUAAUACUGCCAUCUAUCUUCACCAUCAAUUUUGCGAGCCAAACUGAUGAAGUCAUACUGGCCGCUGCAAAGUUCAUUCGAAAUGUAUUGAAACUGUCGACCCACGCUAUCACGAUCACCGAUUUAGCGGUGAAAGAGGGAGUAACGGCAUUGUUGGGCCGUAUUUCCAAAACCCACAAAUUAUUGUACCGCAAAUUAUCUAAAGAUCUAGAAUCUCACGUUAACUACGUGGGCCAUGCUCCUAACCUUUUCCACCAAGAGGCAUUACAAAAUUUGGGCUCGCCAUCAGUUUUAUCACCCAAACGAAUCGAUACCCUGCCAACAAGUCCUAAAAAUUCCAACAUAUCCAAUCUGGGGAAUUCCUCCCACCGAUCAAUCAAGCUAACUAGAUACUGUAAAAACUUAUGGCUCAACAAUAAAGUAAUGAACUGGUCUACCAACGAAAGAGACUUUAUUUCCAGCUAUGGUGUGAUCGAAGUUGGUGUACAAAAACUUGAUAAAGCCCCACAUAACAACGUUGAAUCUGUCCUCGUUGAUUUGAUAGAAACGUCUUUUACAUCGUUUGCUCAGUUCGUUACUAAUCAACAAUAUCAUCAGCCCAACGCCCAUUUCAAUCUGCUGGAACGGCAAUGGACUAUCUUCAUUACAAAACAGCUGCCACUGUACUUGCUGGAGCACGCACCUCGAAAGUCCGAGAUUGUCACCACGGCGUUAGAAAACAUAGAUCACAAGGUAAUAAAGGCACUCAGGCAAUACACCUCCGAGAAAGACGAAUCUAAAAAUGGAGGAGAAGAUUUAUUUGAAGAUGUUCCAAAUAAGAAUAUGGAUAUCAGACACGAAUUUCUCAGAAAUCUUAUAAAUAUAGGGUUGCUUCCUCCUUCAAUUUUUAACGACUAUUUACGUGACGAUCAGGUUGUCGACGUGAAAUCACUACCUAGUAGCGACAAUGUUACGUUUACGAACGCUCAAGGAGUGAAGGAAAGCAUUACCAACUUUUCGCGCUUCAUUAAGGAUAAGAUGGGCGAACUAGAUCUCGAGUCCAUUUUCGAUCAAAAUGGUGGAACAUUUGGUAACGCAGAAAAUGGGAUUAUUCAAAUCAUACGAAAGUUCGAUACCUUGGCGUCAACGAAACAGCGCGAUCUUGCCGAAUUGUUCUACGAACUAUUUUGCGAAUCAGCCAAGAACUUCGACUGCAGAAACUUCUCCAAGGUCUGUUGUUUAAUGUCGUUGAACCUCUGCCACUCUUUAACAAGUAUGCUAACGUUUGUUUCACCUCACAACUUUUUAACUGUCGCCAUUCAGUUUAUAGAUGAAACGUGGGACGCAAAUGUGAAGGCCGCAGACAACGGGAUGAGUGAUGAGUUCGAGCCUAAUACGGAAUUUGUUUGUUUUACCUACGCCCUCAUUUUCGUCAUCCAUAUUACAAAAACGUACGAGAUACCUUUAGUGGACAUGAUUUCCACUAAUAUUCAUAUAUCUCCGGAUUCUUUCACAGUUAAACUUAUUUCAGAGUUAGGUAACGUACCGCCACCGCCACUGAAGCAAGAUGACAAUGGGCCCAGCAAGGUGCUAGAGAACUGGGUCCGUGACUUAUUCGUAAAUGGAUCAAUUUCUGACUCGUUGAUGAAGAGUGCUGACGCCAAGGAAUUGGCCACAUUUAUUCCAUACAUUUUUAAGCAGAGUGUUUUAAGCGUUGAAUCGGGGCUAGUAAAGGAUAUCACGGCGUUAACAGGUGGUUUUGAAUACUUUUUGCAGCCAUUCUUGAUAGUAGGGAUGGUUGGCAUAGUGUUUUGGGCGGAACAGUGCUUGAACUCCCUAAGGAGUCAAGAUAUUUCAAAGGAAAUACUAGACUCUGUUCUGGAGAUGUUGAGUACCGUUCUUAAUCCCUCAUCUCUCAACAAUGAAUCGAAACCCUUACAUACUCUCAUUUUGAGAUUAAAUAGCGCCCAAUUGCUUAAGGCAGCGAGGGCGCUUCGAACGCGAUCGAGAUCAAAUUAUGGCAUGUAUUCAUCUGAAGGGGAAGGAGAUCCGAGGUUGGGGUCCAUCAUUUCUCUUUUAGAGGACAUUGCUCGCGCUGGAAAUCUCUACAACGUAGAUCCAUUGCUACUCACUUCUGAGAAUGGUUACCAGAAGAAAGAAAUUGGGUACUACCCUUUUUUAAUCACGGCUGAAAACUCCAUUAAUAGCAUAAUAACCAAUCAAGUCAAUUCUUUUUGGAAUUUGCAGAGCAGCACGUACUAUAACCUCGACUACCUCUUUGCUCUGGUUGAUAUUGUUACUCCCGCCACCUUUUUGCGGGAUGUUCUGAAUGCUCUGUACGCGAAAGCUUCAGAUCCAAAAAAUACAGGCCAUCGAAGAAAGGAUACCGACGGGGAGGGGUCCAAUAGUUUGGACUAUCUGUUUUACUUUAUGGUUACUCACGACCUAAAAAAGAGCACGAGCAAAGUGGAACUUUUACGGUUUCUCGAGUCCGCCUCCGAGGUUGAGAGCGAUACAAAGAAAACUAGCGUGGACACGCAGGCAAUGACAAAGCCUGAACAAGCGCCGGAUGAAGAUUUUGACAUGCUAUUUGGAGAAGAUACUAGCCUUCCUGGAAAUGAGACCAAUAUGACAGCUGACGAUUACAAGGUGGGCGACGUCCUAAGCCCCAAGGCUCUCUACUUGCUGAAGAACUCUUUUUUUUUACCCUUCAAAAUAUGGUACUGGCAGACAAAACGGCUUUGGAUAUUGGAUCCAUAUAUCAAGAAGACUACCAACGCGUUAUAUCCCUACAUGACAAGUAUAUUAAUAUUUUGA